UGUCAGGCGUCUGAUCCAGUAUAUAGAAGUUGGUGUUGCGUUUGGGUUGUGUUGGUGUUAUAUGGUGUUAAAUAAUUGAAGAAACACUGUUUGUAUGUGGUUUAGUUCUUACUGAAUACUGUCGUUAAUAAGAAUCAAAUGUAGUUUCUUCUUGGCUGUUAUAAUUGCAGAGAUCGUCCAGUGUUAUUAUACAGCGUGUGCACUGUGCUUAUUUACUAUUUCUACAUAAUGACAGAUGGAAAGCCCAAUGUUGAUGCAAAAGUCCUGCAAUAUGAAAGUUUCAUCAAUGAUGUCUUAAAGCGAGAUUUACAGAACGUUUUGGAGCAACGAGACAGUGUUUAUGAGAAAAUUGCACUAUACCUUCAACUGAAGAACACAAUUAAAAGUAUUCAGGAGACUGGCAGCAAAGAACUGAAGACAGAUGUAGACCUGGGUUGUAAUUUCUAUGUUCAAGCUCAUGUGCCUGAUACUUCAAAAAUCUUUGUUGCAGUUGGAUAUGGAUUUUUUGUUGAACUGACGCUGUCUGAAGCGCUGACAUUUAUCGAAAAAAAGACCAACCAGCUUACAGAAUACAGUGAAGUUCUUACCAAAGAUGCUGCAAAGAUCAAAGCACACAUCCGCAUGGUUUUGGAGGGUUUGCGGGAACUACAGGGUCUGAACGAUCUGCCCGAGUCGAGAAGAAGAGAGGUGUAUUAGAAAUGUCCCAGCAGUUCAUUAUGUUUUUUGAUAAUGAUGUGUGAGUUCACUGGAUUUGAACGUUGUAUUACACAAUGUAUUGUAUUUCAGUGGGACUUGAACAUAUUAUUAUACUGUUAGAUUGCAAAUGAAAUUCAAUAAAGCUUAUUUUAAAUACUGUA
Messenger RNA from Trichomycterus rosablanca, 857 nucleotides. It is a transcript of the gene uxt, whose product is annotated as ubiquitously-expressed, prefoldin-like chaperone. The record is from RefSeq and is a predicted model, not a curated record. Gene Ontology annotation, biological process: negative regulation of transcription by RNA polymerase II. The transcript is spliced from 6 exons. NCBI's taxonomy places the organism in Eukaryota, Metazoa, Chordata, Actinopteri, Siluriformes, Trichomycteridae. Gene Ontology annotation, molecular function: transcription corepressor activity. Bases 229 to 696 code for a protein of 155 amino acids.